AUGCCAAGUUUGCGAACAUUUGACGCCUUUCCGAAAACUGAGCAGCAGCAUGUCAAGAAGUCCUCUAAAGGUGGGCUUACGUCGAUAGUAAUAUACCUAUUCUUACUAUUUAUUGCAUGGAGCGAGUUUGGUAGUUACUUUGGGGGAUACAUUGAUGAACAGUAUAUAGUAGAUGAUGAAAUAAGGACUACUGCGCAAAUUAAUAUGAAUAUUUAUGUUAAAAUGCCAUGUAAAUACUUGGAGGUGACUGCAAGGGAUCAAACAGGGGACCUCCAGAUUGUAUCUGAAAGGCUUAAUUUUCAAGAUAUACACUUUAGAGUGCCAUAUGGCACCAAGAUGACUGAAUUUAACGACGUGAUAUCACCUGAUUUGGAUGAUAUUUUAGCAGAUGCAAUUCCAGCCCAAUUUACUAGCGAUAUGCCAGAGUUACCUAUGAUUGAAGGUAUUAAUUUUGAUGGUUGCUCUAUUUACGGGUCGGUACCUGUGAACAAAGUUAGUGGUGAGUUGCAGAUAACUGCCAAGGGGUGGACCUAUAUGAGUACUCGCAGAACGCCGUUUAGUGUUCUUAACUUUUCUCAUGUUAUAAACGAACUUUCAUUCGGUGACUUCUUUCCCUAUAUUGAUAAUACUUUAGAUGGUGUUGGCAGGAUAGCAGAUGAACCCCUGAAGGCUUAUUACUACUUUACUUCCGUACUCCCUACGGCAUAUAAAAAAAUGGGAGCGGAAGUGCACACUAACCAAUAUUCUGUUGACGCAAUCGAGAAGUCUUCAAGUUCGCAUGCGUUAGGACCUACUGGAAUUACCAUUUCCUAUAACUUUGAAGCUCUUAAGGUUAUUAUUAAGGAUGAGAGAAUUGGUUUUACGCAAUUUAUUGUGAGGUUAGUUGCAAUACUUUCUUUCGUUGUAUACCUCGCAUCACUAGCAUUUAGAUUUACAGAUUGGACCCUAGUAAACCUUUUGGGUUCCAAGUGGUCACUACGUUAUGAAUCUGAUAAAAGUUAUUCUAAAGGUCUUUUAGAAUGA
Eremothecium cymbalariae DBVPG#7215 is the source of this 1023-nucleotide messenger RNA. RefSeq names its product Erv41p (gene ERV41). The transcript is spliced from 2 exons. Gene Ontology annotation, cellular component: Golgi membrane; endoplasmic reticulum membrane; COPII-coated ER to Golgi transport vesicle. The record is from RefSeq and is a predicted model, not a curated record. Gene Ontology annotation, biological process: endoplasmic reticulum to Golgi vesicle-mediated transport; retrograde vesicle-mediated transport, Golgi to endoplasmic reticulum. NCBI's taxonomy places the organism in Eukaryota, Fungi, Ascomycota, Saccharomycetes, Saccharomycetales, Saccharomycetaceae. The coding region runs from base 1 to 1023 and encodes 340 amino acids.